AUGGCCUCAUCAUUCGCCCAUCACAUUAUUCUAGGAGAAGUGUGGGUUAACAUCCUUGUUUCCUUUGCUGAUACAAUAGCAGAGCAGUCAUCAUUGGAGUCUGAAGCCAAAGUUGUGUUAGAGAGUGGAUGGUGGAAUGACCAUAGCAACGACACUUCACAACGUUGCAAGUGGCCUGGUAUCUCAUGCAACCCUGCAGGAAGCAUCACCAAAAUUGAUCUUAGUGGUAGUCAAGAUGGUGGAAAUAUACCACCUGGAAUAGGUGAUCCAUAUGCAUUGGAGUGCAUUGGCUUGUCCUCUUGUGAUUUAUCUGGUGAGUUACAUCCUCCUCUUGGAAACCUUACCCUUUUAAAGUUUCUCGACCUUUCCAAUAAUUAUAUUAAUGAUCAUAUCCCUUCUGAUUUGGGUCACUUAACCAAUUUGCAGACUUUGUAUCUUGUUGAUAACCAAACUAAGGGAUCCAUCCCAUCAGAAAUUGGACUUCUAUCAAAUUUGGUUAUUUUGGAUUUAGAUAACAACGUGCUUGUUGGCUCCAUUCCUUCUGCUUUGGGUCAAUUAACCAAUAUGGAAACUCUGUCCCUUGAUGAUAACCAACUUGAAGGUUCCAUCCCUUAG
This is a messenger RNA of Hibiscus syriacus, 615 nucleotides long. Its product is annotated as probable leucine-rich repeat receptor-like protein kinase At1g35710. The record is from RefSeq and is a predicted model, not a curated record. NCBI's taxonomy places the organism in Eukaryota, Viridiplantae, Streptophyta, Magnoliopsida, Malvales, Malvaceae. The transcript has a single exon. Bases 1 to 615 code for a protein of 204 amino acids. Gene Ontology annotation, molecular function: protein binding.